Messenger RNA from Actinia tenebrosa (Australian red waratah sea anemone), 2012 nucleotides. RefSeq lists its product as uncharacterized. NCBI's taxonomy places the organism in Eukaryota, Metazoa, Cnidaria, Anthozoa, Actiniaria, Actiniidae. The record is from RefSeq and is a predicted model, not a curated record.
GUUGUGGUUAAGAUGGCGUGCGCCCGCAUUGAUCAGAAAUUGAGGUCAGCGAAUUCAACUAAUUCCCACAGGGUACUUAGUAAGGAGGUGAUAGAAGUUUCGUUAAGUACUUUUUGGUCACUUGAGACUUCCUUAUCGGACGGAUUGAGUCCAUUCAAGACUGUACUGUAAUCGUUGAGCUUGCAAGCUUCAAAGUUGACGACGCAGAUGUAGUGAAAAAGAUCGCGAGUUCACAGACAGUGGAGUUACAGGAAAUACUGAUUCUGAGCUGUAGUACUGUUGUCGUAAAUCUUCUGCUAGUUAACUAAAAAAUUCAGGAUCAGUGAAAUUCUUUCUGGAAGACCUGAAUGUUUAUUGUAUACCUCAUGACGGAGUAGCAGCUAUCAGAGGUUGUUGUAAAAUUGUUUCUUUGAACUUGGCGGAACCCACUCCAGCGAGGAAGACUACAUCAAAACUGUUGGCCUGUCCUCAGAAGUGGGUCAUUUCAACAUGGAUGCAGAAGAAGACCCCGAAGAAAUACUUUGUUCCUUACGUAAGGAAAUGACUUUUAUUAAAGCGGAGGAAACUUUGUUAAAGAAGCAAAUCCUGUCUUUAAACGAACAGUUCGAAGAGUUGAUGAUUUCAGUGGCCGAACUCUACCCUGACAUACUAAACGAGGACUUUGUACAGACACCCGAAGCUCGUAAGCCCGAGUAUGCUCUGCCAAAUGAUGCCCAUGAUAUGUCUACAAGAUACCAAGACACACUGCAAAGAACGCCAAGGAAAAGUCGAUGGAACGAGUGGAGGGAGGGGAGGGUGAGACGAAGGUUUUCAGGGGGAGAUAUGGAGCUGAAAGAAGAACAUUUCGUAAAGUCUGAUGGCAUUGCGGAAAGAGAAAAGACCAGACCUUCAAGUCUGAAUGUGAAUGAACUGAGUGAGAACAGUUUAAAGGGGAAACUCAGAAAUUCAAAACGAUCAAAUACAGACAUCCCGAAUAGUGCGGCCGCAACCCCCAGUGGGGAUGCGACAGGAGCUGUUGGUCUAGGAUCAAAUGAUUACGGGUUAAAACUAAUGUCACUAGACAGUGAAAGACGACGAAGAAUACGACAAAGACUAAAAGAGUCACGGAAGAAACUAGACGUGGUUCAUCUUGGAUUAUUCUGAUAUCCAGUAUUUUUUUCUGGUGAUAACUGCUUAUUCUGGUGCUUAUAGGACUAAUACUUAGACAGAUUUGCUGUUACUUUGAACUUAAAGAUAGCAGCGAAAGAUGCGCAGUUAAAUCACACGACUAAAAUUGAGCUGGUUAAAAUAUGGAAGAUGAAAGAUGUUCUAAGACGAUAAAACCAGGGUCUGGUUGUUCAAAGAGUGGAUAGCGCUAUCAGACGGAUAAAUCUCAUCCAGUGGAUAAAUUUAUCGGAUAACAGCAUUGACUUAUCCACUGGAUAAGGAUCUAUCCGUCGGAUAGCACUAUCCACUAUUCGUACAACCCAGAAUUUUAGAGAGAUAGGGAUUGUAAAAAAAAAGCAGAAAAUCAGAGAAUCGACUCCAUAAUGUUGGCCUUAAAACUCCAGGAAGUUUAACUGUUGUACUCGGAAUCUCAGUAACUUUAUAGGCUUAGCAUAAUGAGUGUUUCGACGCAUUUGUUAUUUUCUUUUGCCCUCCAAAAAUACUGACAAUACCGGCCAUAAACUAAAUUCUGCUUGAUGAAACAAAAGCGCUUGGCAAUUAGUUCUAAGAGAAGGAAACGACAAAAGACAUAGUAAAAAUGCGUGGUAUGGAUGAGAGGCAGCAAUAAAGACAAUUGACUCAAAAAACCUCGAUCUUUUGAACACUAUUCAUAUUUACGAAGAUAUAAAAUUUCGAACUACGCCUUUACUACUAAAAACGAAAACCUAAUGAAGGGCCUCAUUCGAAUUUUCAUAUAUUCAUAUGUACGACUGACGGAUCGGACAUUUAUACACUAGUCAUUUAAUUGGAUUUCCUGCAGUGAUAAAUGCAAGUUGGAAAAUAAAGUUCAAGCCUUGUGAAACCCU